Mustela erminea (ermine) is the source of this 2870-nucleotide messenger RNA. RefSeq names its product CD207 molecule (gene CD207). The transcript has 9 exons. Lineage: Eukaryota; Metazoa; Chordata; Mammalia; Carnivora; Mustelidae. The record is from RefSeq and is a predicted model, not a curated record. Gene Ontology annotation, molecular function: signaling receptor activity. The coding region runs from base 814 to 1803 and encodes 329 amino acids.
GGGCGCAGGCCCUCCUGGUUCUCCCAGCCUCCCUGAGCCGGGUGCAAAACCCGGUGAAGUCGGCGGGAACGCCUGGAACAGAGGCCAGGAGCGGGUCUCAUUUCUCUGGUUUAUCUGUCUGCGCUAAGUGCUGGAGUCCGCUCUCCCUAAACCCCGGCACCUCGUCAGGGGGUGGCAAGGGGGCGGGACCUUACCACCCGGAGCCCAGAGAGCUGCGCGGCGGCCCAAGAGCAUCCUGUAUUGGUUUCUGAAGCCCUUCCUGAGUUCUGAGGGUACCAGGAUGAUGAAAACACCCACCUUGUGGUAGUGAACAAUGACAACCCCCACCCCAGGCCGCCCUGUGGCCUGACAUCACCAUCCUUCUCCCUUCAGCGUCGUCAUUUUCAGUGUCUGGUAGAGGAAACAGAUACAGGAGCAAAUAGCACAGAUACAGGAGCAAAUAGCACAGACUGAUGAUAUGAGAAUAACUGCCUCACCUGGCUCUUUCCUGAGCUUCCUGUCACACAUCUUGGGCAGGUGGCUGGAGAUUAGAUCCUUCAAGACCAUGGGGCAACAGUUCUUAAUUGUGUUUGCCAACUUAACAAGAGGACAACUGCUGUCUUUAGUUGAACAGAACACAGGUGGAAUGCCAAGAAUUAUUCAGAGAGAACUGCAUUCUGCUGCAGGACAGGAACCAUGACUGUUUCGUUCAAGGUGGAGCUCCCAACAGCUAGGAGUCGAGACCGGCACCCAGCAAGUACUUGAUAAAUUUCACUGGGUUCUCAGGGAGCCAGCCGGCUGGAAGCACCUGUGCUGCAGGGGUGAGCGUGCGGGAUGAAGACUGCUGAGAGUGAGAUCCCAGAUGCGCACUUCACCGUGGAUAAGCAGAACAUCUCCCUCUGGCCCCGAGAUCCUCCUCCCAAGACGGACCCGGGCAUGGUUUUGAGGAAGCCUCUCAUGGUCCGGGCUGCAGUCAUCACCCUGAUACUGGGCUUUGUGGCCUCCAUCCUGCUGCAGGCCACUCUCUAUCCCUGGUUUAUGCGCACAAUAUCAGAUGUAAAGACCAAUGCCCAGUUGCUGAAAGGCAGUGUGGACAACAUCAGCACUCUGGGUUCUGAGAUUAAGAGGAACAGAGGCAGUGUGGAGGCAACCAGCCUUCAGGUCCGGAUGGUAAAUGCCAGCCUGGCUCAUGUGCGUUCUCAGAUCGGGAAGUUGGAAGCUGGUGUGAGGGAUGCCGCUGCCCAGAUCCAGAUGCUAACAAGAAGAUGGGAGGAGGUCAAUGACUUAAAUGCCCAGAUUCCAGCACUAAAAAGAGAUCUGGGUAAAGCCAGCUCUUUAAAUGCAAAGAUCCAGGGACUCCAGAGCCAUUUGGACGACAUCAGCAAGUUGCUCAGGCGGCAAAAUGACAUUCUGCAGAUGGUUUCUCAAGGCUGGAAGUACUUCAAGGAGAACUUUUAUUACUUUUCUCAAGUCCCAAAGACCUGGUACAGUGCCCAGCAGUUCUGUAUGUCCAGGGAUUCACAGCUGACCUCAGUGGCCUCAGAGAGUGAACAGGAGUUUCUGUACAAGAUGGCAGGUGGACUUUUCUACUGGAUUGGCCUGACCAAAGCUGGGACUGAAGGGGACUGGUACUGGGUGGAUAAUACUCCAUUUGACAAGGUCCAGAGUGCACGGUUCUGGAUUCCAGGUGAGCCCAACAAUUAUGGGAACAAUGAACACUGUGCCAAUAUAAAGAUGUCCUCACUUCAGUCAUGGAAUGAUGCCUCCUGUGACAAUAAGCUCCUUUUCAUCUGUAAACGGCCCUACAUCACAUCAGAACCAUGACAGGAUUGGUCCCAAGCUCACACACUGAGCUCCAAUGCUUGUCGAACUCGAGAACAUGCCCCUCUUUCUUCCAAUUCCAGUGUGACUUUGCACCUUCAUUUUUCUAGCUUCAAAAUUAUCUCAGAGGCAUCCUGGAGUUCAUCUGCUUUGGCUGGGAAUUCUCUGACCCCAUAGAGGCAGCUGGCAUGGAAAGGAGACCUUGGAAAGGGAGAGGAGAGCAGAGAGGAUUUAGAAGUUCCACCUGUCUCAGUAAGGUGAUCAGGACCUUGGGGUUCCCUGUCCCUUCAGAGAAGCCUCAAUUUUAUCACAAGGAGGUCGCUUCAGACCACACAAACAACCCUGAUACCGAUGUUUAGGGCUUUUUCAGUUCAUCCCACACAAUUCCCAGUUGCCUGCCUAGCGGACCGUGUUCUUCUCAGUGGGAAGAGCUCUGCACUUGGUGACCCUGUCCGGGCCAUGACCCCACUGCCCUCUGCCAUCCACACUUCCUGUCACUUGAGCACCUUCUUCUCAGAGAUGGGGGCAUCUGGUUCCGGUCAGGGGCUGAUGUGGAAACAAGUUUCCUUUAGAGCUGGAUCAGUAUCCACGCUCCUAUGGCUCCGCCUCACUCUGCAAACUCCGUGCUCCAGCUCUGUCUCUGCAGUCCUCCGCCCAGCCCCUCUGCCUCACCUCCUGCACAUCCUCUCUGGGCUGCAUUUCCUCCCUGCCCUUUAGAUAUAGAGGAGGUGGUCCUCUGUCCCUAGAGAGUUCACCUGCAAACUGUAUUGGAACGCACUACUGCCGGGUAAAGCAUGUUUUACCUAUACGGCAUAUUUUAUUCCUGGAUGUGCAGGUGAAAGUGCCAACAAGGCCAUCUGCUCCACUGGACAUGAAGUUCUGGGGGUAGCCCCACGAAGCAGCUGGGGGCUCAAAAAUAACAAGAGGGUAGAGAAGACCUGGCCCUGGAAAUGCCACAAAAUAUAAGCAGUACUUACCCCUGGUUUUUAUUGAAAUAAAGGAGAGUGAGCUCUGCAGUGUCACAACCCUCUCGGUGGCCUUUCCUCACUGAUGUUCACUGGACAAUCUGC